Messenger RNA from Zootoca vivipara (common lizard), 2003 nucleotides. Lineage: Eukaryota; Metazoa; Chordata; Lepidosauria; Squamata; Lacertidae. The record is from RefSeq and is a predicted model, not a curated record.
CUGCCUCAGUGUCCUGGAGGUGCACUUCCUGCUGUUCCGGAGGCCUCAGACCCUGUUGUGUCUGUGGAGACAGGUGCCUCUCCAGUUCUGGCAAUAUGCCCCCUUCCCCUGGCUUCUUUGGUGUCCUCUGAUGUGCUGGCACUUUGCAAAAAGAAAGAAAACUUCCCUAUGGUUCACAAUCGCCCUCUUGAUAGUGUCUGUUUUCAUACUGACCAUAGGCCUUGCAGCUACCACCAGAACAGAAAACGUAACUGUGGGUGGUUAUUAUCCAGGAAUAAUCCUUGGUUUUGGGUCCUUCCUAGGGAUUAUCGGUAUCCAUCUUGUAGAGAACCGGAAGCAAAUGUUGAUAGCAUCCAUUGUGUUCAUCAGCUUUGGAGUGGUAGCAGCUUUCUGUUGUGCAAUCGUUGAUGGUGUGUUUGCAGCACGACAUAUAGAACCCAGGCCUUUAUAUAAUAAACGGUGCCAGUAUUAUUCAAGUGGAGUAGGAUUCUUAUAUGAUGUUUACCAGACUGAGGUGACAUGUUACACCUUAAACAGCAAGUGUCAGCUGAGAGUGAAGAGUAACACCUGCUAUUGCUGCGAUUUGUACAAUUGUGAAAACUCAGAACACUCUACCAGCUAUUACGAGUUCCUUGGCGUGAACAGCUGCCAGGAUGUGGUCCACUUGUACCGGCUGCUCUGGUCCUCCACUGUCUUGAACAUCAUCGGAUUGUUUCUUGGCAUAGUCACAGCAGCCAUACUUGGGGCAUUUAAAGAUGUGGUGCCUCUCUCACAAAUUGCCUUCAGCUCUGGCCCUCCACCACAGAUUCUUUACAAUCCAGCUCAGCAGAUUCUGACGUAUGCUGGGUUUUGCCCUUCUGCAGCAACUGUUCCUCAUUAUGCUUCCUACCAUUUACCCCUUCAGCCUACCAACAAUUUCCCAACAGCAUCAUCUACUGAUAUUUCUUUAUCCGACGACACUCAGCCACCAUCUCAGUCCAGCUCUAACUAUGGCUUGCCUCCCAAUGCUCCUCCAUUAUAUACACCAUAUUUCCUGUCAGGUGAAAAGCCUCCACCGUACGUACCGUAGCCAAGACACCAAUAUUAGCAAGUAGCAGGUUUAAAAACAAAAGCCUUGGCAAGAAAUGUGUGCUAACUAGCUAGUGGACUUUCAGGAGUGUCAUAUUGUGUGGCAUGUUAUUUAUCAGCUUUAAAUCCAAAUAACAUAUUAACAAGAUAAUGAUUGCAAAACAGGCAGGCAUCACAGACAGUUGAUCGAUCAGUCAAAUAUUGCAUGCAGUUCUUUUCAACCUACCUUUUAAACUAACAUGCAUCCCGCUGCACCUACAAAGCAACUAUUAUUUAUAAAACAGAGCAAAGAUCUAGGUAUCCACAUACAGCCUGCAUUUGGAUAUUAAUGAUAAAUCUGGUUUAUCGUAAUGAAAAUGAAUCAGGUGAGCUUUGGGUUCGUGACAAUCCUUGUCCUCUUCCAAUGCAGCUGCAAUGAGAAGUUUGUGCUUUUGUUUCCGUUUCCAGUUAACACGGUUUAGUUUUGUCUGAACCCUAAAGUAUGGGUAAUCUUAAUCAUGGUUUAUUGGGGGAAAAAACCCAAAAGCCAGAGUUAACACUAACCACGGUUUGUUUGCAAUUGCACAUAACACUACUAUGAUUUGUCAAACACAGAAGCAAGUUUUUGAUAUACUGAUUAUAUAGGGACACAUGAACUUGCUUAUCUAGAUUUGUUCCUGCAACAGUUUAUGGUUAUGUCUGAAUGCAGACGUUGUGUGCUUGGUGGCCCAAGAUACUAGAUGACAGCCUUUAUAUUGCAAGGGGAUGUUCAUAGAGAGAAUAGCAAUGCAGAUACACAAGUGAGCCGCAUGUGCAGCAGUUCACUGCACAGUGGCAAAGCCGCUUUGUAUGUAAAUCAUUUCAUAAAGCUGCAAAACUCUGGCUUCUUAGUUUUAUUUCCUUAUUCAUAAUAGUUGGGUUUACCUCAUUUAGAAUCUAAAUUAUUACUGCUGUAC